AUGUUCAAGAACUGUUAUCGAUGUUGUUUAUUUUAUUUUGGAAUCGGUCGUCGGAACGACGAAGUAGGUCUUAAUUUGGGACUUUUGGAAAAUGGACACUCAGUUUCUGGCAAUACUGAACACUACACCGUUCAAAAGAUCUCGAGCUUUGGACGACAUAUUUCUCAUGAUGAUGAUGGGCUUUCUGUAUCUGGUCUUACAAGUGACGGAGAAGAUGAUGAUCCUCCACCGAAAACACAAUCCAUUAGGAAAAAAAAAUGGGGAAAAGCGAUGAAUAAAACCAAAGAUCCAAAAACACCAAAUUCAUUUCAAACACUAGCCGGUGUUAGUAUGAUGAUGUUACAACCGAUUACAGCAGGAGCUGGUUCUACUUCCACCCCAGACUUAAGUUUAACAUCGGGUAAGAAAGAAUUUUCCAAGAAAGAAGAUAAAAUGGAUUAUCUUUCUCCUACUUCGUGUAAAGAAAAUACUGGUUGGCUUAAGUCUCAAAGUAUGCAGGAUGUGACCUCAACUACAGAUUCGGACAGUUUUGCAUUGUCAUCAAAAAAUGCCGAUGCUGAAAACACCAAUGCAAGCUCAUCUACACGUCCCUAUCGUUUUGGAUGCGUAGCAACAUCUAUGUAUAAUGUAACUAGUAAACUAACAUCCAUAAGAUCAAAGUCUAAUGAAGCAGUUUCGAAUACUUGGAUAACCCCAGUAGACAACGCUCCUACCGUUGAUCCUAAUGCUCACCAAGAACAAGCUUAUGGAAAUGUUAAUUUUAAAAUAACUUACGAUCAAUAUACAAAAAAGCUAUUUGUGCGUGUGGAUAACUUGGACGGAUUAGCACCAAAAGGAAAAGAUAAACGACCAUAUAAGACAGUUUUAAAACUUACGCUUUUGCCUCAGGAAAAAACUACGAAAACUAGUAAAACUAUAGCUGCUGCUAUGAGUCCCGUAGUAAAUGAAGAUUUCUUUAUAAGCACUAAAUGUAUUGCAAACAAAGUUUUGAGAAUAUCUGUUUUUGAUCACGAAUAUCAAGGAAAAUAUGAUGCAAUUGGUCAUGCACUAUUUUAUUUAGACAAUAUAACACCUAAUAAUGAUGGGGCACAAAGUGUUAAGCUCUACAAACAUUCUUGGCCGGAUUUAAACCAUUGCAAUUUAAUUAUCAGCUUAAGCUAUAAGAAACAACAGGAAGUUUUGCAUAUAGUUGUUCACGAAGCUAAUAAUUUAAAUUUGCCUCAUGAAAAAUCCAGAACUUUCGUGAAAAUAGCUUAUUUUAGCAAGGGUAAACGAAUCAAAGAAUAUCAAUCACCAUCAGUACCAUACGCAAAAAAUGAUCCUAAAGCAACAUACGAAUUUAAAGUUGAUAUACGACUAGACUUGAACUCUGCUACAAAUGUUUAUCUGGUGAUCGGGCUUAGAGAAAAAGGAUUUUUGAAGAGAAAUGAAAGUAAUUUAGGAAGAGUUAUAUUUGGCCCAUCUUUAUAUACGGAGAGAGGGUAUGAUUUAACUCCUUGGGGAAAAGUAUUAUUAACUAAAGAAGGAAUAUCAGACACAUUUAAAACUUAUUUAUAAUGUGUAAAGAACAAAGUUAUUGAAUUGUACAAUAAAAUAAUAACUAUAAUAGUA
Molecule: messenger RNA, 1611 nt
Organism: Sipha flava (yellow sugarcane aphid)
Lineage: Eukaryota; Metazoa; Arthropoda; Insecta; Hemiptera; Aphididae
Product: synaptotagmin-15-like
Exons: 8
Coding region: 1-1557 (518 amino acids)
Biological process (GO): calcium-ion regulated exocytosis; regulation of dopamine secretion; cellular response to calcium ion
Molecular function (GO): calcium-dependent phospholipid binding; calcium ion binding; SNARE binding
Source: RefSeq, a predicted model, not a curated record